AUGAAAUCAAGAACAUUCAUUUCCAUCACAAUCCCAUUCAUUGGUUAUUAUUUCAUUAAUAAAGAAUUAUCCAAAAAGUAUCCAGAUUUCCCUAAAAAUCAAUUACCAAAAGAAUCAAAAUUACAAAAUUAUAUUCAAAGAUCAAAUGAUAAAUAUUUUGCAUAUACAGAUAUAUUCAAGACACAAGUCCAUAGUAAUUCAAUUGAUGAAGUAUCCACAAAAUUUUUAAAUUCACCUGGAAUUUCAAAUUUAAUUGUUGAAUCAAAUAGUAUAAAUACAAAUGAUAAUACUAUAACUACAUCACCUUCUACAAUAUUAAAUUCACAAAUUAUAAAGACAAUCCAAUCCAAGAAUGCACAUUCCACUAUAAUAUCAUGGUAUUGGAAUCCAAAUUAUUCAAUUGUAUCAUUUUUUGAAAAAUUAUCAUCAUAUGGAUAUCCUUGGAGAUUAAUGAAUGGUGGAAUUCAUGAAAUCUUGUUAGUUAAAUCAAAAGAACAAGACGGUAUAAUUGAUAUUUAUUUCUCUACUGCACAUCAAUAUAAUGAUAAAAGAGAUGGUAAAUUAAUUCCUAAUUGGGUUCAAUCAUUACAUAGGAAUUAUGCUAGAAUUAUUUUGUAUUUAGCGACAAAAGAGUAA
Molecule: messenger RNA, 636 nt
Organism: Hansenula ciferrii
Lineage: Eukaryota; Fungi; Ascomycota; Saccharomycetes; Phaffomycetales; Wickerhamomycetaceae
Exons: 1
Coding region: 1-636 (211 amino acids)
Source: RefSeq, a predicted model, not a curated record